CGAUGAGAAUGUAAUGAGCCAGUAAUUGACCGUGAUAUCUAACACAUGAAAUUGCAGCGAUCACAAAUAUUCAGUAUCCAGAAUCUUUCCUCUCAUUCCCAGCUAGAGAUGCUAAAACUGCGCCUUGCAGUUCAGAUGGCUAGAAUUCCGGAUUCUUCUUCGGCACUUUUAAAUGCAGCGAGGGUUAAUGGCGAGGUGUACUUUUCCCUUUAAAUUAGCGACUGCCCCACGAGAUGUGUCUGCGACCCCUCCAAAUCGGUGCAAUGCUACAGAGUUACAACAGUUCCCAAGGCCAUCCCAUCCGAUACCAGGAAACUGCACCUCGGGCACAACAACAUCAAGCAGCUGCGGGCAUCAGAUUUUGGUGGACUUUAUGGCAUUGAAGAGCUUGCAUUAUCUUCAUGUGGAAUGGAAGCAACGGAGGCACACACAUUUUCAACCCUGACAAAUCUGAGGACUUUAGAACUGUGGAAGAAUAAGUUAAGGAGUGUUCCUAGUAAGCUUCCCUCCAAUGUGGAAGUGUUGAAACUGGGUAAUAAUCAGAUUCAGGCAUUAUGUGAGACUGACUUUGAAGGUUUGGCAAAACUGAAAAUCCUUGACCUGCAAAAUAAUAAGAUCUCCAAAAUAUAUUCUCGUGUUUUGUCAUCUGCUCUUAAACUGGAAAGUCUCAUUUUGGAUAGUAAUAGUCUUGAGCUACUGUCAGGACCAUUAAAACUUCCUUAUUUGAAACGUUUAAGCAUGCAAAAUAACAGGCUGUCUUCCCUACCUUCAAAUUUUUUCAGUUUUUUACAAUCCCUGCGCUUUCUCAGUUUGUCAGGAAAUAUGUUUUGUAAAAUCCCACAAAAAAUGCCACCUUUAUUGCGGUCCUUAAAGAUGGACAAAAAUUUGAUCAAUGAAUUGCAGCUACAAGACUUAGACUAUCUCAGUUAUCUCUUUGAACUCUCCCUGUCUGAAAAUCAACUUUCAACAGUGAAUGAUGCACUGGCUUUGACCAACUUAUCCAUAGUGGAUCUAUCUAAAAAUCAACUAAAAGCAGUUCCUUCUAGACUGCCAGCACAACUGCGAAUGUUGGAUUGCAGUCACAACUUCAUUCAAAAAAUUUCACUGCAAGAAUUCUCCGGAUUGUGUGAACUGAAACAUUUGUUUCUGGAGUAUAACAACAUUACAGUUAUUGGCAUAGAUGCAUGGCAGCACUGUUUGCAACUUUCGGAUCUUGCACUGGAGCAAAACCAAUUGUCAUCCUUCCCAAAAGGGCUUCCUGAUACUCUUGUGAGACUAGAUCUGAAAGGAAAUACUAUUACAGACAUUUUCAAAGAGUCAGUUGAAAACUUGAAGCGGCUGCGAGUUUUGAAUCUGCGUAAUAAUAGGUUGUUAUCUCUUACCCCUGAUGUGUUUGGAUAUUUACCUCGACUGAGACAGCUUUACCUGGAUGGUAACCCCUGGAACUGCACAUGUGACCUCAUGAAAAUCAGAGUCUUAUUGACUGCAAGGCAAGUGGAGAUCAAAAGUGGCUACUGUGCAACUCCAGACUAUUACCAAGGUGAGACUUGGCUAUCUUCCACCAAGAUUCUAAACAGCUGUGGAUAUAAUACUCUACAUGGUACAAAAGGAAAGGCACUUCUCAAAAUUGCUACAAAGAUAGCACAGGAAGACGAUAGCUCAAAUGUUAAUGGUCCAGCUGACAAUGAAGAUUAUUAUGACUAUGAUGCAGACUGAAAACCAAUAACCAGCCUGACUUAAAAUCUCAUUGUGUGAUGUAAUCAAUGUUGCAUUGGAACCAGAAUUAUAUGUUUGCAGUUUCUUAGUAUUCUCGUUGCUUUUUAAGUCUUAUAUAUACUUCUAGAAUAGGUAAACAUGGUUUGAAGUGUCUUCCUUGAAUUUGUUAUUUGUUGAUCUACAAUUCAAAAAUAUUCUGGGUGAUUUCCUUUUGUUACUGCAUGAAUUAGGUGUGAGUUGCAUCAACAUUGAUUCAAUUCUGCUGAGCAGAAAAUGAAGAAGAAUCAAAAUUAUUAGUUUGAUAUAACUUUUAAAAUAGGAUAAUGUUUUGCCUAUUUAUUUUUCAAAUUUGUUGCCAGGCAAAUAGUUUUAUUUCAUAAUUUCAACUGAAAUGCCUAUUACAAUUGCUAAUAUUGAAGUCAAACAAUAGGUAUCUUGAAUUCAGACCAACCAGAAUUUAAAUCAAUGGCAUUACAUCAUGCAGAACUGGUUUAUAACUAGUGGCACAGUUUAACAUACAUUACUGUUUUAGUUUGAUUUUUUAAAAAUUACAUUAAAAUAAUAUUAUUGUUUUUGCCCAUUAUUGGUUUACUAAUAUUGAACAGAAUUACAAAGAGCAAAAGGAAACUGAAAUCAGCAAUGUUGUAUUUACU
Molecule: messenger RNA, 2369 nt
Organism: Chiloscyllium plagiosum (whitespotted bambooshark)
Lineage: Eukaryota; Metazoa; Chordata; Chondrichthyes; Orectolobiformes; Hemiscylliidae
Source: RefSeq, a predicted model, not a curated record